Molecule: messenger RNA, 6617 nt
Organism: Crotalus tigris (Tiger rattlesnake)
Lineage: Eukaryota; Metazoa; Chordata; Lepidosauria; Squamata; Viperidae
Gene: MPZL1
Product: myelin protein zero like 1
Exons: 6
Coding region: 16-900 (294 amino acids)
Cellular component (GO): focal adhesion; membrane; cell surface
Source: RefSeq, a predicted model, not a curated record
CACCCCUCUCCAACCAUGGGUGGGGGUGGAACAAUGGGAGGAAAAGGCGAUGGAAGCAGGAAAAUGGCAGCGGCGUUGGCAGCGGCGGCUUUAGCGGCGUUUUCGGGGAGCGGCAGUUCGCGGCAUGGCGCGGCGCCCACGGCCUCCUUCCGGGCGCUGCUGCUUGCGGUCCUUUCGUCCCUGUUCCAGGUUUCAGCUGUGGAGGUAUACACGCCGCAAGACUUUCUUGUGGAGAAUGGGACUGAAGCAAAGCUUCCAUGCACUUUUACUUCCACAGAAGUGAUCAGCAGUUUAGCUUCUGUUGCCUGGAGUUUCCAAGGCGAGGGAUCGUCAUCUCUUGUCUCGUUCUUCUAUUAUUCCAAUGGAAAAGCAUAUCCUGGGAAGAGUACACAAUUUGAUGACAGAAGCAGCUGGGCUGGAGACCUUAACAGAAAAGAUGCAUCAAUCACUAUAGCAAACAUGCAAUUUCAGGACAAUGGAACGUAUAUCUGUGAUGUUAAAAACCCUCCAGAUAUAGUUGUUACACCAGGAAAAAUCAAAGUCAGGGUUAUGGAGAAAGGUAACUUGACUGUAUUUCCUCUUCCCCUUGUGUUAGGGGUAACUGGUGCUGGCAUUCUAGUUUUAAUUUUCAUCAUCAUGCUUAUUGUGUGCGUUAUGAUCAGAAAGAAGAAUUCCAAAAAGCAUUAUUCUGGCUGCAGUACCUCUGAGAGCUUGAUGUCUCCAGUUAAGCAGGCUCCACGGAAGUCCCCCUCCGACACAGAGGUUUUGGUAAACAGCGUGCCCAUCCGAUCUCAUCAGGGACCAGUAAUUUAUGCACAGUUAGAUCACUCUGGAGGGCAUUACAGUGACAAAAUCAACAAAUCAGAGUCUGUAGUCUAUGCUGACAUUCGGAAGAACUGAGAAGAUUACAACCUAUCCGAAGCUUAACAAAAGUUCAAACUGGAAUUGCUUGAAGAAAAUUGACCCAGAGAACUCAUAUGUGGCCUUUGAUGCCUAGGCUAAGACCAAUGCAUAUGCAUACAGAGAGAAAGAGAUUAUAUAUGAACUGUGUGUAAAUAGUCUAUUUAAUCAUACAGAAAUGAGAGCAAUGUUGCAUGUUAAAAUAUGAUGAUAAUUCUGCUUAUAAAUGGCCAAAUAGUUCAUUAUAUAUUUAGGAAAAGGGGGAAAAACAAACAUUCAUGUUACAUCUUUAGGCAAUUUGUCAAUUGUUAUAUGGAAAAACUGGAAAUACUUGGAUAUUCUAAUGGAAUUGGUACGUUUUUAUGUUACUUUUGAAAUGGACACAAGAACUACUUCUGCAUGAUUUCUCUUAAUAUUUUUGCAUUUUUUUACAGAUCUAAUUUUUCAUACAACUUAUGUCUUCUUCUACUCUAAUGUCCUCCUUUUCCAGGAGAAGUAAUCUUUACCUGCUUUAGUUUCCAACCUAAUGGAAGGCAAAAUUUUGUCUUCAAGGAAUUUACAGGCAGUCUCCCAUAAACAAACUUAGAGACAUAUAAAAGUUUUAAUCAAGUAAUUUUUAUAGUACAACAUUAACAAAUAUCUUGAAAUGUUUUUAUGGCUCUUUUCUGGUUUCAGCAACAAAGAUGAAACUCAGUUACCUCUUUGAGCAAAAUAGGGUGCUGAUUUUGAUGUGCCUUUCUAUAAUCUAUACAUCUCUUCACAGUAGUCUACUUCUAAGAGUUACAAAUGGCUGGUUAAUGUUGCAAUUGCAAAAAGAAAUGGUUACAACUUAAUAUUUUAUGGCACUUCAUGGAAGGCAUAAAUAUAUUAGGACAGUUUUAGUGCCACUAGUUCUUAAAUCUCAUUCAAAUUUACUUUGAAACUUAAAUAGCUGUGUACUUCUCUACUGUGGAAGAAGUCUGUUCCAUUGCCUUUCAUCUUUAUGAUGUCAUUCCUAUCAACUCUGAAUCUGCUCUCUCUCCCUCCCUCUACCUCAGUGUUUCAGGUAAACUGGUGCUAUUGCUUUUUUCUUAAGUACUUUACAUGCCUAUAAUAUCUGCUCAUACGUUUUUUCAGCUUUUUACAUGAAAAAUAGAUUUAAGGAUUCUUUAAAAAAUGGAGCUUUUUCAUUGAAAUAAGGACUGGCUAAUACUAAAUUGCUAGUCUGUGCAGCACACAGGAAGUGUGCAUUGGGUCUCCAUAUUUGUAGAGGUUAUGUGUGAACAUGCAAAACUUUAAAUUCUCUGAAAAUUUGUACUCUUGUCCCAAUAUCCCUAGAUCUAAACACUUGGGCAGCUAUUUAGAAUUAUCCAAAAGAUAUUUAAAUCUAUUUUAAAUGACUUUAGUGUGAUUUAGAAUAAUGAGUAACAUUUUGAGCCAUAUUUAUGGAAACACUGUAUCAAAAUUAUAUUACAUACUUUACUGUAAUUAAGAACAAGGCAUGCAUCAGGGUAUUCACCACAGAAUUCAUUACUCGUCAGUAAUAGGGUCUCAGUGAGUGGCAAGAAAUAGGGUUGGCUGAUGCUGAGAUUUCUGUUUUGAGGGGGAUGAGGAGUUUUAGAUGUUAAUGUAGAAGUUGUCUUUUCAGGAACAUUGUAAUGGGAAGCUUUGUUUCUUUUGUUUGAAUCUUUGAACUUUGCCAUGAAUGGUGUUAAAAUAUUCCUUGAUCUUCAUUACAUAAACCAUAUUGUCAUCAUAUUUCUAGAAGUCCAAACACAUUUGGAAUCAGUCAUUGUGUUAGGUUUUUCAAGUUGAGCUGCUUCUUUGACAUAGUUCUUUCUCAACUUCAUCUUCAUACUUGAAACAAUGAAGCAACUCGGUUUUAUCAUGAUACUGUUGUUUCUUGCCUGUCAAUUAAAGCUCUACAACCUCAUCCUCUAUAUCAGUGAUUCCCAACCUUUUCUAUGCUUCACAUUCCUAGGAAAUGUUGGAUUAAUGUUCAUAACCUCUACAAAAAUAUUACAUUUGAAGAUGUAGAAGUCUAAUUUUUGAACAAGAAGUUGAAUCGUAUCAAUACUGCAGAAGAAAUUGAACAAUUAAAUUCAAUUUAUUCAGAAAAAUAUAUAAAAGGUAAAAUCAAUCCCAACUGUGAACAUAAAAUUCAAUGGCAUCUUUGCUUCUGCUUCUCAUUCAUGAUUUUGUCAAAAAGUGGGACUUUUUUUUUUUUGCAGGACUGCAAUUUGCAGGUAUGUCUAUGGAUUCAGGCAAUUUGUAGAUUUUGUCUUGAUUGACAAAAGAGAACUGAAUUUAGAUUCACAUCUAUGUUGUUGCAAAUGUAAUGACAUAUUCUUUUCCACCAAGUCUUGGGAACAUAUCCAGCACUGCACACAAAAACUCUUCCAAAGUCUUGCUUUCAAAUUACAUUCCAUGAGCUCUAUUUGUCCACAAAUCAAUGUGAUUUUCCUUCAGCUCUUCAUCAUCUGGUAUUUUCUCCAAAUUGUAGGACUAUGGAUCCAUAAUCCAUUCUUCUAAAACCUUCAGCUCUCCAGAUCAAACAAUUUUGACAGAAUUUCUAAAUGAACCACAACCUCAACACACACAGUAGGAAUUAUGGAUCCAACAUCAUCAACCAUUUUGUCAAGUGAAAGAAAAUUUGAGAGAUUGCCUCAUUCUAUCCUUCAAGAUGAAAUAUAUAAAUUUUCUUUGAAGGCAUUCAAUUUUUCCCAAAUCUUCAACAUGUUUAUCUUUUUUUAAAGAGAAACACUCAGGUCAGUCAUAUGAGUGAAAAUAUGAGUUAAGCAAAUCUAUGUUUAGGCAAAUUCCUUUGAUUCUAAUCCCCCAACAAGAUUACAUUCAUGCUUCUCCAAAAAAACCCUUUGAUUUCUUCCAGCAGUUCAAAGAAGCAGGGUAAAGCUUGUCUUUGUGACAACAGACUUUUUUGUGGAAAAGCAAAACUGAAUGCUCACUUCUCAGAUCCUCACAAAGUGAUUUAGAGAUGUGAUGGUUUAAAGUAUGCCCCUUUAUCCAGUUGAUGAUCUUCAUACAAAUAUCAAGUACUUUCUUUAAAUUUGGAGGCAAUAUUUUGAUGCCAAAGCAUGCCAAUGAAGAAAAAAUUUGUAUGUGUAUAAUCUUCUUUUUCACCAAUGCAAAAAAAAAGGUUAAUUUCCAAGCAUUACAGGUGCUGUGUCAAUGCACAUAGUACCAAUUUCCUUGACAUCCAGAUCAUGCUUAGGGAAGAAAUCUUUCACUAACUGCAUCACAUCCUUUGCAGUUGUGUUUGUUUUCAGAUGUUUACAAAGCAGGAAGUCACCCUUCACAGUACCAUCAUUGACAUACCUCACUCAUGUGAGUUGACUACAGCUGGAGAAUCAAUUAAAUGGAGAUUUUAAAAGGACUAGGUCUGACAUUUGAGAUGAUUUGGCCCAAAAUAUCUUCAUUCAAAUCAAUGAUUUGGUUGUGAAGGACAUUAUUUGGUAGGAGCAACUGUUCAAUAUUUUUUUCUUGCUUCUUUGCUCUGAUAAUUGUUGCCAUUUCUACUGCACAUUUAUUGUUCAGAUCUUUUGCAAUAGUAUGAGGCUUCUUGGAUUUGGCCACUUUAGAUUCCACUUUGUAUGACACAAGAGGUAGGGUUUUUUUCCCAACAAAAAUGCAGUCUAAUUUUGGAAGAGUUUCUUGUGAAUCAAAACAAGCUCUUUUGAUUUUUGAUGACUCAACAUCAUGUCCUUCAACAUCAGCUGCCCCAUGCUUAUUCUUGAAAUGCUCUCGAGGCUUGGAUGGCUUCAGAUUUGAGCUGGAAAACACAACACUGCAAAAAAUGCACUGGGUCUUUUCCAAACCAACAUUUCCUGUUGUACAAGUGAAAAGAAAGCACAAAUAGUCAUCAUUCCAUUUUAUUUUAUUUUAUUUUGACAUGAAAUUUUAGUUUGUAAAACAGAAAGAAAAAUAUAUGACUAAGUGUGAGAAAAACUAUAAUUAAAUCAGGGAUGUCUGCUUUAUUUAGUCCGACAUACCUAUAGCAAAAUAUCACAAGAAAUACACUUUCAAAUGUUAUAUUACGAUAUCUGAGUUUCAUCAAGAUAAAUCAUCAGGUGAAAACUCUACAGUAGGAAUGUAAAACUCGCAACGUCAUAUGACGUUGCGCGACAUAAGUUCGAUAUGCCUGCUCUACAGGAAUGUGACACAAUUUAUUAGGUAACUCAUACCAUGACACAAUAUGAGAUGAAUUCCUGCUGUGCAUAUAUCAAUGUGUAAUAGACAUGAUACAUCACAACUAUAUCAUCUAAUAUUCACACAAGUGGCCUUAUUUAAAUGCGCUACUCGAGUGAUGAAAUUAGUGAUGAACACUGUCAAAACGCACUCAACCAAUGCCACAAUUUAUAUGGUAGUAACUUCUGGAAGUGAAUGACACUGUGUAGUUGGUCUAUUUCAUUACCAAUAAACUUACACCUGGCUAGUAUGAGUGAAUGAAUAAAUUGUGCUACCAAAAUAUGGUGAAACGAACACACACAAAGGAGUUUACAUAUCUUUCUAUUCAAGCAGCUGGAGAUUGGAGUGUGCUUGAGAUAAAAAGGUACCUCCUGUCUUUUCUUCAAUCCUUCCAUCUUCAGUUCCUUUGAUUAUAUAUGGGAGAAGUCAGUGGCUUUGAGGGAGGUAUUUGGUUGGAUAAAACAGGGAUAAGUGUGGGAUUGGCCAAGUGAAUUUAAGUGAGGUGGUAAGCAAGCUGAGAGGCCCUGAGGGGUGAAAUACUUAAGGAACUCUUGAACUCAUUAGUUUAUGAGGGAAACAAUAUACGAUCAUGUCAGAUUUUGCAUUAUAAUGAUUUUAAAAGCAGUACUCUGGCAAUCAAUUACUUCUAUGUUAAGACUACGCAGCACAACCCCUACUACCACUGCUCAAGGAACGUGGCUGGCUGGCUGAGUGAUGACUUCUGACUCAUCACUAAGGGACACAAGCCCCUUAGUGGCUGCACUCCUUGAAAUUCCAUCUUGCAUCUCCCAGAGGUGUGGGCAGGAAGUCCAGGUUGGGAAUCUGCUAUAAAAACUUGUACCGCUCUUCUCCUAGCCAACUCCUUUAGUUCUUUGGUGGUUUCUUGUUUGGAUUGCCUGGAAUGGUUCCUAAUUUGUCUGGAUUUAUGUAAUGUAAACUUUGGGCCACAGUUUCUUCCAACAGGCAUUUAGACUUGUCCUUGAUGUUCUCCAGUGCAUUAUUUUUUGAAGUAAUUAUGAUCUGUCUUGUAACUAGCUCAGUUUACACUACAGAGUUUUUUCUUUCUCUACUUAGUAUAUUUUGGUAGAAGCAGAAGUAAUUCAGUCAACACAUGAGCCUGAAGCCCAAGUCUUGUUAAGAGAUUACAAAAUCAUGUAACUGUCUGAAACACUUCAUAAUUGUUUCUAUUUCUGUAUGCUGAGUUGCACUUUUCACGUAUUGAAUUCAGAUUCAAACUAAAGUACAAAAAUCUCUCAACUUAUGUAUGAGCAGUGUUUUUGUGGUGCUGUACUUUUCUAUAAAAGACAAAUGACUUCCAGUUGUGAAAGUUAACUUCCCAAACUUUAGACGUGCUAAGAUUUCCUGUCACUAGGUAAAUCCAUUCCAUGCAACAUUGAGCCCUUUUUUACCUUUUCUGCACUUUUAAAAAACUGGAAUUUUUUAUUGUACAAGUCUUCUUUCUUCUCCAUAUUCUCAUAAGCAGCUUUAUAUUGUACUCUUGUGAAUAUUUUAAUAAACCUUUUUCAUUAGUG